GGCUGAACUACAGGAAAAUAGAAACCGAUCUUAAAUAUCACAUCUGCUCUCUCCGGUCUCCAUGGCUCUGCAACAUAUUAUGACGUUGCUGUGACGCAAUCAAACAGCGACUGGCUCUAUGGCGUUAUUUUGGGGAUGGAUUUCACAGAAUGCUAUGAAGACACGGUGUCCAGCGCGGCUGCUGCAGCCCGCUCAGGCUGCAGGAGGCAGCUGAGGAGGCUGAUCGACAGAGGCUGCAGUGUGGACGGCCGGGAUAACCGUGGCUGGAACCCCCUGCAUGAGGCGGCGGCCGCUGGCAGCAAAGAGUGUGUGCAGGAAAUACUGUCUGCAGUGAGCGGUAAGAAGGACCAGGAAAUGUUGAACAGAUGCCACUGGAACUUUUCUGUGAACCAGAGCGUAAUGAUCAGUAUUUUGUGUCCAGGAGCCAAUGUGAACGCUCAGGCGGCUGAUCUGGCGACGCCGCUGCUCAUCGCCUCCCAGGAAGGCCACCAGGACUGCGUGGAUCUCCUGCUGGAGCGCGGCGCCGAUCCCAACAUGGCCUGCAGCGACGACUGGCCUCAGCUUCCCAUUCAUGCUGCUGCUCAGUUUGGACGUAUCAGGAUUCUGCGCAGACUGAUUGAGGUGACGGACCGGAGGUGUGAUGGCGGCGAAGGCAUGGUCAGUCCGCUGUAUGUGGCCAUCAGCAGCGAGCAGAGCAGCAGCGCUGAGCUGCUGCUGAAGGAAGGUUACAGCGCCGACGCUCAGGACUGUCGGCUCGCUCUGGGUUUCCCCUCGCCGCUCUCCCUGGCCUUUUAUCGAACCGCCACCCAACCCUGCAGGGAUUCUGUAAAGCUGCUGCUCGCUGCUGGAGCUGCGUUAAAAGCAGAGGAGUGGACUUAUGCUCUUGCAACGGACAAAACGGAUCUGCUGGAACUGAUUCUGGACUACAGGUGGAUCCGCGGACCAGAAGCUUUUCACAAAGACAUUCCAGCAGGACGCCACGGUGGGAAGACGGUGCUGAAGCUGCAGGAACUGAGAGAGCUGGUCUGUGUAGCGCUGAGCCAAGUGAACUUUGCCUCCUGUUGGCUUCCUGUGCUUCUGAACAAAGGACUGGAUCCAUAUCUGCUGCUGCACCCCCACAUGCUGGAGAAAGCAGAGAGUGACGUGCUGAACUUCCUGCUCCAGUUCAUAAACUGGUCGACUCUUCCUCCUCCUCUGAAGAUCAUUUUGGAGCAGAGGGAGGCAGAGGGAACUUGGGAACCUCUCGCUCAUUUUGCUUCGGUUCCGUCUCUUUUCCACCUCUGCCGGCUGAAGGUCCGAGAUGCGCUGGGCCCGGAUCAGCUGAUGACGACGGAUGCAGUCCAGCAGCUGCCUGUUCCGUCUCCACUCCAUGUUUUCCUUCAAUUCAGGGACAUCCAAAAGCCUUCCUACACCCGCCCCCCUCCGUCACCCGUUAUAAACCGCGUAGAGAGACACCGCAGCGCUCACCAGCACAGACAUGUUUUAUAAACACAUUUCACUCCCUCUCAUCUCCGUUUAUAGAUCUAUCAGAGACAUUUCUGCCCUUCUGUAGAUAUUUCUAUCUUAGAAUAUCAGUCCUGAGAGGAGUUCAUCAUCAAACCGAAUUAUAGAAACACUCCAUAAUGUC
This is a messenger RNA of Cyprinodon variegatus (sheepshead minnow), 1627 nucleotides long. RefSeq names its product ankyrin repeat and SOCS box protein 3-like (gene asb3). Lineage: Eukaryota; Metazoa; Chordata; Actinopteri; Cyprinodontiformes; Cyprinodontidae. Gene Ontology annotation, biological process: intracellular signal transduction. Bases 136 to 1488 code for a protein of 450 amino acids. Gene Ontology annotation, cellular component: nucleus; cytoplasm. Gene Ontology annotation, molecular function: protein binding. The record is from RefSeq and is a predicted model, not a curated record. The transcript is spliced from 7 exons.